This is a messenger RNA of Phragmites australis (common reed), 615 nucleotides long. RefSeq names its product DEAD-box ATP-dependent RNA helicase 52C-like. The record is from RefSeq and is a predicted model, not a curated record. Lineage: Eukaryota; Viridiplantae; Streptophyta; Magnoliopsida; Poales; Poaceae. Gene Ontology annotation, cellular component: nucleus. The transcript has 2 exons. Gene Ontology annotation, molecular function: RNA binding; RNA helicase activity. The coding region runs from base 1 to 615 and encodes 204 amino acids.
AUGCCGCCGUGUCACCCCGCCACCAGGUCGCCCCGCCCUCGCGUCGCCGCCCCGCACCCGACCUCCCCGCCCCGCCGCCUAGUCACCCCGUCCCGUCGCCGUGCCCGCCGCCCCGUCCUCUCUGCCCCGUCCCAUGCCUCCCCACCCCCGCACCGCCGCCCCGCCCUCUCCGCCCCACCCCCGCGCCACCUCCUCGCCGUCACGCUAUGCCCACCGGGCCACCAGGCCGGCCAUGCCGCAACAGUGCCCGAGCAGGAUAGAGAAUUCACUUUGAGAUCCUUCAAGAGUGGCAAAACUCCAAUUCUAGUUGCAACUGAUGUGGCUUCUCGGGGCCUUGACAUUCCUCAUGUUGCACAUGUUGUGAACUUGGACCUCCCCAAUGAUAUUGAUGACCACGUACACAGGAUUGGAAGGACUGGGAGAGCAGGAAAGAGCGGCCAGCUUGCAACUGCUUUCUUCAACGAGAAUAAUUCUUCAAUGGCAAGACCUCCUUCUGAGCUAAUGCAAGAAUCCAAUCAGGAAGUACCUGCAUGUCUCUCACGCUAUGCAGGUCGCCCUUCUUGUGGUGGUGGAGGGAGUGGAUACACAACCCACUCUAGUUCAUUUCUCCUCUAA